Molecule: messenger RNA, 1388 nt
Organism: Drosophila hydei
Lineage: Eukaryota; Metazoa; Arthropoda; Insecta; Diptera; Drosophilidae
Exons: 1
Coding region: 4-1266 (420 amino acids)
Source: RefSeq, a predicted model, not a curated record
GAGAUGGCAACAGUUGGAAUCAAGAUGGCAACGGCACUAGAGCUCAGCAGCACCGAUGUACAUGGCCUGUGCAAGAAUUAUCUGCAUCAGCAUGAAAUUCUCGACAGAUUCGAGAUUAUCAGCUACAAGCUGAAGCGCACAUCUGAUGCGCCCGCUGGAUUUCUGGGCAGUCACUUCAACCUGGAGGUGGUGCUGCGUCUGUCGGAAACUGUAGAGCAGAAGCUGAGCUUCUUUUGCAAGUCAGCGCCGGAGGGCAAUGCCACACGCAUGGAGUACCUUGAGGCCUUCGGCGUUUUCCAGAAGGAGAUCGUCGUCUACAAGAAGGUGUUGCCCGAGGUGCAGGCAGCCUGCACGGAGAUAGCGCCCAAAUGCUACUAUGCGGACAAGAACAUGUUGGUCUUUGAGAAUCUAAUCGAUCAGGGCUAUCGCAUGGGCGCCGAACGGGACGGCCUGUUCAACUUUGAGCAGCUGCACUGCUGUCUAAAGACCUUGGCCGCCAUGCACGCUGGCUCCAUCAUUAGGGAUCAAAAGAAUGGCCCCAGACAGCAUUUGGAGGAGAACGCAUAUCCAUCGAACUUGCCGCCAGAGCAUCUGCGCAUAGUCAACUUUAACCAGUCGUGUGAGGUGCUCAAGGAGUUUAUCAAAACAAUGCCCAAGUAUCAAAGCCAACUGGAUUAUAUUCUGGCCAACUUUACCAAGCGCAUGUCGCGCAUCUUCGAGCUGGUCAAGCCCUCCAAGACGCGCCUCAACACUCUGCUGCACGGCGAUCUCUGGGCCAACAACAUACUCUUUCAGUAUGGCAAAUAUGGCGAAACGCCGCUCCAGUGCCGCCUGGUGGACUUCCAGCUGGCCAGGUAUGCGCCGCCCGCCAUGGAUCUGCUGACGGUGCUCACCAUCCCGACGACGAGACAGUUUCGUGCUGCCUAUCUCAAUGAGCUGCUGGCCGAGUAUUAUCGUUUUAUGACCGAGUUUCUGAAGCGCGCCGGCCUGAACAUCGCCGACUUUAUGACAGUGGCCGAGUUUGAGGAAUCGGUUGAAGAGUAUCGCAUUAUCGGGCUCAUUGAGAGCUGUCUGUUCUGUCAUUUGGUUAUACUGCCGCCAGCCAGCACACAGGAGCUAACGGGCUCCGCUGACGGCUUUAGCGAUUUCUUUGAUCGCAAACGCAUCGAUAUCUGCAUGAAGGCCUUUAACAGCGAUCAAGUGUACAGAGAUCGCUUGGUCGACAUGCUAGAGGACUUUGUCGACAAUUAUGUUCUACAAUCUUAGUAAAUUUAAGCAGUAAUUAAUAUGAAAAAUAUAAUAUGUUCUUUAAGGAAAUUAUAUAUGUUUAAUUAUAUUUGUUGUAAUAUUGUCUUGGUCGUUGAAUGAAUGACCAGACCUGAGUGAAU